Striga asiatica is the source of this 1467-nucleotide messenger RNA. NCBI's taxonomy places the organism in Eukaryota, Viridiplantae, Streptophyta, Magnoliopsida, Lamiales, Orobanchaceae. The record is from the annotation of a GenBank genome assembly.
AUGUCUUCUCGAUUGACAGUACCUGCAAAGCGCGUCGGGUGUGGUCCCGACGCAAACACUCCGACACUCAAGUCAGUGAGGGAUUCGAGAGAAACUGGUAGAUGGGACUCUAUCCCUUGGAAGUAUGCAAAGACACCACGCCACCGUGGUCUGCUCGUUGUCGACAACCUGGAUGUCCGGCAUCGGGAGCUAGGCUUCCUUACUGAAGACUUCACCCCUUGCUUUACCUUAAUCCGUCGACCAGGCUCGACCAGUUACGACGGCAAACUAGCCGAGCUGCUAAUGCACCAUAUCAGCCCUGUUGAUCUCCGCUUGUCCGUCUGCCCGUACUCUACCUCCGGCCGCCGUUCUGAGCCGACCGCGGAUUCCGUCAGCAAGAUGAAAAUAGCUGUAGAAGGGUGCAUGCAUGGAGAUUUGGAUAAUGUAUAUGCUACUCUGUUGCACCUGCAAGAAGUUGAAAGAAUCAAGAUUGAUCUUCUCAUCUGCUGUGGGGACUUUCAGGCGGUUCGAAAUGAGAAAGAUUUGGAGAGCCUAGCUGUGCCACCCAUGUAUCGAACUAUGAAUUCCUUUUGGAAGUAUUACUCUGGGGAGAAAGCUGCACCAUUUCCAAGUAUAUUCAUUGGUGGGAAUCACGAAGCAUCCAACUAUCUUUGGGAGUUAUACUAUGGUGGGUGGGUAGCGCCACAAAUUUUCUUUCUCGGAUUUGCAGGAGUCGUUAGAUUUGGAAAUGUUCGUAUUGGUGGACUUUCUGGGAUUUAUAAUUCACAUCAAUAUUAUUCCGGACACCAUGAGAAGCUACCUUACGGUGACCAAGACAUCCGGUCCAUAUAUAAGAUUGAAGAAGGAACAUUGGGAAAUCCUGCUGCAAGAGAUCUUAUGGCUAAGUUGAGGCCUUCAUACUGGUUUUCUGCACAUUUACAUUGCAAAUUUUCUGCUCUCGUCCAACAUGGAGAAAACGGCCCGACUACGAAAUUUCUUGCCCUCGAUAAGUGUCUUCCUGGAAGAAGAUUUUUGCAGGUUAUCGAAAUUGAAUCAGAAACAGGGCCUCACAGUCUCCAGUAUGAUGAAGAAUGGCUUGCAAUCACUAAGAAAUUCAACCCAAUCUUCCCUCGGACAGAAGUGCGGCCAAAUUUUAGUGAUGCUAAGCUCAAUAUGGAAGAGUGCCGCCUGUUUGUGAAGAAUAAGCUGCAAAUGAGAGGCAGAAAACCUUUUGAAUUUGUUAGAACUGCUCCAUGUCAUAAAUCUUCUCGAUCUGCAGCCGACAAUUUUCCUUCUGAUAAAUCUACUACAAUGACUUGGAGAAAACGCGAAUUACUUAAGGCUAUAAUGGCAAUUCCAGAAUCUGCAAACGGUUGCAGUUCAGGAUCCAAAGUCAUUAGGAUUGUACUUGCAUUCUCAAGACACUGCCGGAACCCUCAAACAGAAGCUCUAUUGGAGUUACUAGGCCUCCAAUAUUGUCUUGAUUAG